Molecule: messenger RNA, 4528 nt
Organism: Apus apus (common swift)
Lineage: Eukaryota; Metazoa; Chordata; Aves; Apodiformes; Apodidae
Gene: KCTD3
Product: potassium channel tetramerization domain containing 3
Exons: 18
Coding region: 380-2842 (820 amino acids)
Biological process (GO): protein homooligomerization
Molecular function (GO): protein binding
Source: RefSeq, a predicted model, not a curated record
UGCCGAGCGGGGCCCCCGUCUCUUCGUAGCCGGCCCCGUUCCGCGAAGGUUUUUCGAGGCGUUUUGGCCCACGCCGGCCGCCCUCCUCCCGCUGCUGUCGCGUUGCCAUGGUAUUUUGCGCUCGGAGCGCGGAGGCGUCGCGGCCUGGCCGGGCCUGAGCGGCGGGGCGCCCGCGGGGCCGCAGCCUGGCAGGACGCUGACUCGGCCCUGCCCGCCGGCGGCCGGACAGGGCUGCGCAGGCCCGCUGGCCGAUCCCCUGCCUCCUCCUUCCCCGCCGCCGCCGCCUUCGCCUUGCCCCGCCGCUGCUUCUCUCGGCCCCGAGGUUCCAGCGGCGGCGGGAGGCGGCGGCGGGCGCCGGCUGGAGCAGGCGGCGGGGAAGAUGGCGGGGAACGGCGGAGGUUUCGCUGGCGCCGGGAGUGGGGAGAUAAUCCAGCUUAACGUGGGCGGCACCAGGUUCAGCACCUCAAGACAAACACUAAUGUGGAUUCCAGACUCAUUUUUUUCCAGUUUGCUGAGUGGAAGAAUUUCAACGCUGAAGGAUGAAACUGGUGCUAUAUUUAUUGAUCGAGAUCCAGCAGCAUUUGCACCCAUUUUAAAUUUUCUUCGCACAAAGGAGUUAGAUCUACGGGGAGUGAGUAUUAAUGUUCUCAGGCAUGAAGCUGAAUUCUAUGGAAUCACUCCUUUAGUGAGAAGAUUGCUACUAUGUGAAGAACUGGAACGCUCAUCUUGUGGCAGUGUCCUUUUUCAUGGCUACCUGCCUCCUCCAGGCAUACCGAACCGUAAAAUAAACAAUACUGCUGGGCUACCAGCUGAUAUUAGAAGUGGUCAGAACUGCUCCGAGAGUGAGUUUCGUGGAGGUGGUGUCCAGCCUACGUUAGCUGGUUCUGGGGAAAGUACAGUCAGACUAGGAUUUCCUGUGGACCCACGAAAAGUCCUAAUAGUAGCUGGUCACCACAAUUGGAUAGUAGCUGCUUAUGCCCAUUUUGCUGUUUGCUACAGAAUAAAAGAAUCAUCUGGGUGGCAGCAGGUGUUCACAAGUCCCUAUCUAGACUGGACAAUUGAGCGAGUGGCUCUCAACGCUAAGGUGGUUGGAGGACCUCAUGGAGACAAGGAUAAGAUGGUUGCAGUUGCCUCGGAGAGUAGCAUAAUCUUGUGGAGCAUUCAAGAUGGUGGCAGUGGCAGUGAAAUUGGAGUGUUCAGUCUUGGAGUCCCUGUAGAUGCUCUCUUCUUCAUUGGCAACCAGCUGGUGGCUACAAGCCAUACAGGGAAAGUGGGAGUGUGGAAUGCUGUGACUCAGCAUUGGCAGGUUCAGGAUGUUGUUCCUAUCACAAGCUAUGAUACUGCUGGGUCUUUCCUGCUGCUGGGCUGUAACAAUGGCUCUAUCUACUAUAUAGACAUGCAGAAGUUCCCACUGCGAAUGAAAGACAAUGAUCUUCUAGUGACAGAAUUGUACCAUGAUCCCUCCAAUGACGCUAUAACAGCACUCAGCGUCUACCUCACACCUAAAACAAGUGUAAGUGGCAAUUGGAUUGAAAUUGCAUAUGGCACCAGCUCUGGAGCAGUGAGGGUGAUUGUGCAGCACCCUGAAACUGUUGGCUCUGGGCCUCAGCUCUUCCAGACCUUCACAGUUCAUCGAAGUCCUGUUACGAAGAUCAUGCUCUCAGAGAAACAUCUUGUGUCAGUUUGUGCCGAUAACAACCAUGUACGGACAUGGACGGUGACUCGGUUCCGGGGCAUGAUUUCAACUCAGCCAGGCUCAACACCUCUCGCAUCUUUCAAAAUCUUAUCUCUGGAGGAAGCAGAGAGUCAUGGCAGUUACUGUUCUGGAAAUGACAUUGGACCCUUUGGUGAACGUGAUGAUCAACAGGUGUUUAUCCAAAAAGUUGUUCCCAUCACUAAUAAGCUGUUUGUAAGGCUGUCUUCUACUGGGAAAAGGAUCUGUGAGAUCCAGGCAGUUGACUGCACCACCAUCUCAUCAUUUACUGUGCGAGAAUGUGAGGGGUCCAGCAGAAUGGGCUCCCGGCCACGCCGCUACCUCUUCACUGGGCAUUCAAAUGGCAGCAUCCAGAUGUGGGACCUGACCACAGCUAUGGAUAUGGUUAAUAAAAGUGAAGACAAAGAUGUUGGCGGCCCCACAGAGGAGGAGCUGCUCAAGUUGCUUGACCAGUGUGACCUGAGUACCUCUCGCUGUGCCACACCCAAUAUCAGUCCUGCCACCUCAGUUGUUCAGCCAAACCGGCUUCGGGAAUCUAAUUCCAGCCUCCAAUUGCAGCACCACGAAACAAUCCAUGAAACAGCCACGUAUGGUUCCAUGCGGCCAUACAGAGAAAGCCCCCUGUUGGCAAGAGCAAGGCGGACGGAGAGUUUUCAUAGUUACCGGGACUUCCAGGCUUUUAAUUUAGCCAGCAAAAGCCCAACAGAAAAGGCAGCUGCUGCAAAUGGGAAUUCAAACCAGACAGAGGCCAGGAAGGCAACAGCUGAAGGCAGUGCAGCUGAGAGAAAGGCAGCCCUCACAACAGCACUUGAAGUGCGAGGCAUGGGUGUGACAGAUGCAGGUGGGUGUUGCAGUACAGAAGUUCACCGUCUGCCAGAGAGUUCUGUGGAUCUCAAAAGAAGAGGACCAGAAGAGGAGAGUGAAGCCAAAGCAGAAAGCAGAAAGAAAAUGGGGUUUGAAGGAGCUGGCUUUCUGGGAAGAAAGAAAGUGCCUCUCCUGGCUUCUGCGCCAGUCCUUGCUGAAGGUGGGCCUGAAUUACCUGGUGCAGCUUCUCCCUCGCCUACAAAGACAGCUGCUUCACCACGUCACAGAAAGAAUGAUUCGUCCUGUCAAGACUAUGGCUUGUGAAACUGUGACUGGUGGCCAGGAUGAGGUACAGGUGCCCUCUGGCUGGUAGCAGGCAUAACGUUGUGCGUUAUGGGUGGUGUCUUAAAUGGGACUUCCUUCUGAUAGAAUGGAAAUUGUAAGGUUGUAAGAAUGUACCUGGCUGCUGCCAAACCUUUGAAGAGUUGUCCACAUCAGCGUGUGGCUUUAUGUAAUGCUCCAAAAUAUAGUACGGUACUUAGUCCAAACCAUUGUUACUGUGUUCUUGUGUAAAUGUGGUCAGGCAUGUGAUAUGUUUGGAUUAUUUUUGUUUUGGGGAAAGGAAGGGUGCUAAAGGAAUAUCCGGUUGCUCAGUGGAGCAUGCCUUUUAGAGACAGCCACAUGUUGCUCGGCAGAGCUGCUGCUGUCUUGGCUGGAUUUUGCCUAAUCCACAGGGCUGCAACUAUCAUCUUGUUUUAUGAAUGGGAUCUUUGCUUUGUAUGCUGCUGUCUGAAAUCUGAAAUGUUUUGUGCAGGUUAAGGAGGAAGAUGUUCAAAAUAGCAUAUUAUUUUGCCUCUUAGUCCAAAUAAAUUGCCAGAGGAAUGUUGCUUGUGCUUUCUGAAAAUGUGUGGUAUCAGAUGAUGGGUUUUGCUGAUUGUGACUGAGAGCACACAUAAAAAUAUGCUUGCAGAAUACACAGAACUGGCAGUCUCUUGAGGGCUUCCUUGUCACUUUCUCUGAAAAAAGGACAGAGAUGAAUAUGGGAGUAGGUGUACUGUCAUGGUGUAGUAAUUCUCAAUUAUAAGUGCCUUGACAUAUUAUUUCCUACCAAUGUUGCACUGACUGCUUGCUGCUUGCUCCUGGUUUACUGUGGAUGGUGAACAAAUUUUAUUGCUGGUAGAGUAGUAAUAUAUAAGCAAAAGGGAAGGCUGUGACAGCAAGUGUUUAAUAGGAAGUAGGCUAGGAGGUUUUCUACCUCUGAAAACACAUGCUUUUGGAGUUAAGCAUUAAUGGCUUUUUUUUCUAAACUUGAGCUGAGAGGGUGGGGAAGAGGGAUUGAGAUAAAACAAAGGUUUAAAGCAACUCCAUAAGAAUUCCUACAUUUGCAGUUUAUUCACCUCUACAUGAACAUAAUUUUGUGAUGGAACUUUGUCAGGCCAGGAAAAGACACGGCUGUCCUGCCAUGAAGGCCUCUUUUAGCAGCAUGCUGCUUUUUGGACAGGUGAAAGACUUGACUUUACCAAACGUGCUGCCCCCUCCCACACCCACCACCCUCCUCAGUUGGGAAAGUUGGAUGAGUGACGAAGUUGAGAGCCUCUGCCUUCACAGUCUUCUAUUACUUUUAUACUUAAGGAUUUUCAAACUGUGUUCUUACCUUUGUGAGGUGUCAGUGCUAGCACAUGGUUUUUACAAUACAAAGAGAUGGUAAAAAAAAGGCCAACUUACCCCCACACACAUAUCUCCUCCCAACAAACUUUUAUCUUUAACCAGUGGGCAUGGGGUGGGGAAGCAGCAGCCCUAUCCCCCACCCCAAGGCCCUGCAUGCUGCUUUUGGCAAGUUACCCACUUUCCAUUUUUUUAGAGAAGGUGAUGUGUUCUUCAAAGGUGGGUGUCGGUGAAUGUGGUAUGCUCCUUGGUGACUGUGCUGAAGCCUUUGAUGACAUUGACAAGAUCUUCUUCAUCUGCAUACUGUCAGGAUGGGCAAAAAAAUAAAAAAGCAUGUCAGCCAAA